Messenger RNA from Manihot esculenta (cassava), 3258 nucleotides. Its product is annotated as CCR4-NOT transcription complex subunit 10. Gene Ontology annotation, cellular component: CCR4-NOT complex. The coding region runs from base 306 to 2969 and encodes 887 amino acids. Gene Ontology annotation, molecular function: protein binding. Gene Ontology annotation, biological process: mRNA catabolic process; negative regulation of translation. The transcript has 6 exons. Lineage: Eukaryota; Viridiplantae; Streptophyta; Magnoliopsida; Malpighiales; Euphorbiaceae. The record is from RefSeq and is a predicted model, not a curated record.
AGGCACACAUACUCUACGAGUACACCCUGUCACAAAUAAAUUGCUGAUUUUAGAUUCAAAACCCAGUUAUAUGAGUUAUUUCUUCCCCCCUUUCUCUAUCCAUUUCUCGCCCCUGAUUUCUUCUCUGCAACUCAUAAUUUGUCCUUCUCUGCAAUUUUCUAAAACCCUAAGGCUUCUCCUUCUUCCUUUUUAGCCCCUCAUCACUUUCAAAUUUCUGUACUCAUCUCCUCCCAGAUUUCCAUUGCGUUAGGGUUUUCCUUUCCCCCCCUUUUUUUGUUUUUUCUUUACAUUUUGAUACAUUUCUGAUGCUCGAUAGUGGUGUUCCAAAAUUCUCGCCUUCUGAUUUCUUGGAUCUGGUCAUGGAUUCGCGAGAUUUGUCUGCUUCCCAGUCCACUACCGCCGUGAAUCGAGAUACUGCUACUGCCACUGUUGCGUCUGCGUCAUCGUCCACCACCCCCACCGCUGCUGACGACGAUGCCGUUCUAUCUGUUACUGCUGCUCUUGCCAAGGAUGCUGCCUCGCAUUUCCAUUCUCGCCGUUACACAGAGUGCCUUGCUGUUUUACAUCAGCUGAAGUUAAAGAAAGAAGACGAUCCCAAAGUGAUUCAUAAUAUUGCUAUUGCGGAGUAUUUUUGUGAUGGUUGUUCAGAUACAAGGAAGUUGCUUGAAGUACUAAAUAACAUAAAGAAGAAAAGUGAGCGUCAUGCUUUGACUUCUGGAGAACAGGUUGAUGCUGGAAAUAAAGUUAUUUCGGGCUCUAAAGGAAGCGGUACAACAGCGCAUCAGUUUUCGCCUACAAAGAGUGAGACUCUGGUUUACAUGGAUGAAUUUGACCCAGCAGUUGCAACAUUAAAUAUUGCAAUUAUCUGGUUUCAUCUUCAUGAGUAUACCAAGGCAUUGUCGGUUCUAGAACCUUUGUACCACAAUAUUGAACCUAUUGAUGAGACAACUGCUCUGCAUGUUUGUCUUCUGUUGCUGGAUGUUGCACUUGCCUGCCAGGAUGCAUCAAAAUUUGCUGAUGUUCUGAUUUAUCUAGAAAAAGCUUUUGGUGUUAGCUGUGUGAGUCAAGGGGAUAAUGCAAGCACCGCACAGCAACAAUCUGCAAAUCAAGUUGCCAAGUUGUCUGCUGUUCCGAACUCAUCGGCUUUGGACGCUUCUAAUUUGGAUUUGGCACCUGGUGGGAAUUCUUUGGAAAAUUCUUUGUCGAAAACUUUAUCAUUAUCAGACGAGUCACUCGAGUAUGAAACCAUGUUUGCACUGGACAUAAGUGGACAGAACCUGACACGGCCAUCUGGUUUCUCAUCUUCAAAUGAUCUUUCCAGGACCCAAGUUGAUAGGUCUUUGUCUACCAUUGAUCUGAAGCUUAAGUUGCAGCUUUACAAGGUCCAAUUUCUACUUCUCACAAGGAAUUUAAAACAAGCAAAGCGUGAAGUCAAGCUUGCUAUGAACAUUGCACGCGGGAGAGACUCGUCAAUGGCUCUCCUCUUGAAGUCUCAACUUGAAUAUGCUCGUGGGAAUCAUCGUAAAGCCAUCAAAUUGUUGAUGGCAUCAAGUAAUCGAACAGAGAUGGGGAUUUCAAGCAUGUUCAACAACCUUGGUUGCAUUUAUUAUCAGCUUGGGAAAUACCAUGCAUCAUCUGUCCUCUUUUCCAAGGCACUAACUAGUAGUUCAUCUCUUCAGAAGGACAAGCCUCUGAAACUGUUAACCUUUUCACAAGAUAAAUCUCUCCUUAUUAUGUACAAUUGUGGGAUACAACACUUGGCUUGUGGGAAACCCUUGUUGGCUGCUCGCUUUUUCCAGAAAACAAGUUUAAUUUUUUAUAACCUUCCUAUCUUGUGGCUCCGGCUUGCUGAGUGUUGUCUGAUGGCUUUAGAAAAGGGACUUAUAAAAGCUGGUCGAACUCCAUCAGACAAAUCAGAAAUUAUAGUUCAUGUUAUUGGCAAGGGAAAAUGGAGGCAUCUUGCAAUAGAAAACGGAAAUUCAAGAAAUGGAUAUUUGGAUUCAACUGAAAGGGAUGACUUGUGUUUGGGUAGUGAUGGCCAACCCAAGCUCUCUUUGACCCUUGCCCGGCAGUGUCUUCUAAAUGCUCUACAUUUGUUGGACUGUUCUGAUAUGAAACAUUUGAAGUCCAGUUUGCCUUCCAGUAUCUCCUUGGAAGAAAAUGAAUCCAGUGAAGCAGGACCUCUCAAGAACUCAAGCCACAAGAGUUUGACUGGCCUAGAUACCAAAGCAUCAACUUUAUUUGGGGCCUUAGGUCAGCCUACUGCAAAUGGGGAUGUGAAAGAGCAGAAGGGAGCGACAGGUCAGGAAAUGAUGCAGAAUUCCAUCUCUUACUUUGAAGAUAUUCGUAGGAGAGAGAAUCAGAUGAUUAAGCAAGCUCUUCUCGCUAACUUGGCUUACGUAGAGUUGGAGCUAGAAAAUCCCGAAAAGGCCUUGUCCAUUGCAAUUUCUCUCUUGGAACUCCCAGAAUGCUCAAGAAUUUAUUUUUUUCUUGGUCAUGUAUAUGCAGCUGAGGCCCUGUGCUUGCUGAACAAACCUAAGGAAGCUGCUGAGCACUUGUGGAUUUAUUUGUCUGGAGGAUUUAAUGUUGAGUUGCCCUUCAGCCAGGAGGACUUGGAGCAAUGGCGAGUAGAGAAAACUUACGAUUGUGAAGAUACUAAUGGAGGAUCAGCCACUGCCAAGAUUUCUUCCCCUGAGGAAUCACAAGGUAUCAAGUUCCUCAAACCAGAAGAGGCGCGAGGUACUCUUUAUGCCAAUUUUGCAGCCAUGCAUGCAGCGCAAGGUGAGCUUGAGCGUGCCCACCAUUUUGUGACCCAAGCAUUAUCCCUUAUACCAGACAGUCCAAAGGCCACUUUGACAGCCGUUUAUGUGGAUCUUAUGUUCAGUAAGUCACAAGCAGCUAUUUCCAAGUUAAAACAGUGUAGUCGGGUCAAGUUCGUUCCAAGCCAUGUACAAUUGAAUAAAUCUUGAUGGCUGCCAGCGGCUUCUAAUUCUUGUGUUUGGCUCACCUCCCUGUGUUAGUUAGUGGGUAGAUCAGCAAUCCUUUAUAGGGUUUUGUAACAUAUAUAUAGUUCCAGUCAAGGGAAUAAAUUUUCUUUUUGUUUCCCCCCUUUUUUUUAUCUAUUUUUGAUAUCUAGGGUUCAUUAAUUGGUGUGGGCAAGAGUGUUUUGAAUAGAGCGGAUGCCCACCUUUCAAAUUUAUGUUGUGCUCUUCUUUGGAUGACAGAAAAAAAAGAAAUUAUUCAUUAUUUUCUCAUGAA